Phycomyces blakesleeanus NRRL 1555(-) is the source of this 1020-nucleotide messenger RNA. RefSeq lists its product as hypothetical. The coding region runs from base 1 to 1020 and encodes 339 amino acids. Lineage: Eukaryota; Fungi; Mucoromycota; Mucoromycetes; Mucorales; Phycomycetaceae. The transcript is spliced from 8 exons. The record is from RefSeq and is a predicted model, not a curated record.
AUGGCUCCAAGAACUAACAUCAACCAGAACGCACGUACCAAUGGAUCAACAUCUAGGCCAUUGAUCAACGCAGUCAACACUGGGCGUAUAGAAUCAUCAAAUCCAAUGAUUGCUCCUAGACCAGAAAAUAUGUCAAUUCCAGUGUCAGAGUUUAAUGAUGUAGUCAGUCUUCUCGCUACACUCAAUGACAAAAUGACAGCCGUUAGUUCUGAUGUUAGUGAAUUGAAAGUACAAUGCCAGGUGGGUGCUCAAUCGACUGGCAUGCAAGCCGUUCUGGAUUCUGAUAUGGAUCCUCAGGACAUCAUAAGCAGCUCAAGACACCCAAAGAUCUCAAGUAUUAUUUGGGGGCGGUUAAGAGAUAUUAAUCUUAAGAUAGAUGAUUUGGAGUUGAUCAGAGAGAAUGAUGAUAAACCAACUUGGGAUAUCAAUGUUGGUUUGUCUGACGAGUUUAACAAGAAUCUUGCAAGUGAUUUGAUGCUUUACAUUCGUCGUCAACCUGUAGCAGCCAUGGUACCACCAAAAGAGCUAUGUGGUAUAAUUGUAAACAGCUAUUACAAUCGCUUGGCUACUAUAUGUGGUAUUUCAGAGUGUAUUUACUGCUUAACUAGUGUCGGUGUUACAAUUAUGACAUCAAGUCAUAAAUCAGCUUUAGGACUUCCUACUAAAUUAGCUCCAUAUCGAUCUGACACAGUUUACCCGGCACUUAAUAAAAGGAGAAAAAGAACGUACACAAAGCAUAAGGAUGCCGUCACUGAAAAGUUUAAUUGGGAUUAUAAUGGCGUUUUUUACAGAGAUGCAACGUCUGGUGAUGAGACAGAAACCAAUACUUCUGUUGUUGCAUCUCGUCCUGAUUGGCGUAGUGAUGAGUUGAAUACCGUGUUUAACUUUCUUGAUGAGCUUGCCAGAGAUGACUUGGGAAAAAGAGCAACGCAGUUGAAGUCGCGGAGUCAUGUGUUAGUACACGAGACAAUUCCUUGUGGCUUGGUCACAAAAAUGCCUACGUGGUCAAAACGCGUAUAA